Ipomoea nil (Japanese morning glory) is the source of this 1336-nucleotide messenger RNA. Its product is annotated as RING-H2 finger protein ATL46-like. NCBI's taxonomy places the organism in Eukaryota, Viridiplantae, Streptophyta, Magnoliopsida, Solanales, Convolvulaceae. The record is from RefSeq and is a predicted model, not a curated record. Bases 252 to 1289 code for a protein of 345 amino acids. The transcript has a single exon.
UCAACCUUUAGCAUGUUCUCUGAACCCCUGUGGUACACUUCCCUUAUCCCCUUCUUGUUUUCACAAUCAUUAACUUUCUGUUUCUGCACUUCCUUUCUCUAAUUUAAUUUCAAGGGCUUGUGACUUUUUGCUUUGUGGGACUUAAAAAGUGUUUCAUUUUGGGUUAAUGAGCCAAGAAUUAAUGACCUGUUCUAUAAAUAGUACAGCAAUUUAGAGAGCCAUGAUGGUCUUCUUAGAAUUCCCAUUUUAAAAUGUGUUGGGUUCAAUAUCAGAAAGAUGGAGUUUUGAAGAACUCCUCUCCUGGUUCUUAUGGGGAGCCCAGUCCCAGUCCCCCUCUCCCAUCUGGGAACAGAAUUAGCCCAGAAGUGCUUUUCAUUAUAGUGAUAUUAGCACUCCUAUUUUUCAUUUCUGGUUUACUUCACUUGCUUCUCAGGUUUCUUGUCAAGAAUCCAUCUAAUUCACCCCAGUCCAAUACAAAUCCAGAAAUCUCUGAUGCCCUUCAGAGACAGUUGCAACAGCUCUUUAAUCAACCCGAGUAUGACACUGGUCUGGAUCGAGCUUUUAUCGACGCUUUGCCUGUUUUCGUGUACAGAGAAAUUGUGGGUUCGAAAGAGCCCCUUGAUUGUGCUGUUUGUUUGAGUGAAUUCUUGGAGACCCACAAGUUGAGAUUGCUUCCAAUCUGUGGCCAUGCUUUCCAUAUUAACUGCAUUGAUACUUGGCUCUUGUCCAACUCAACUUGCCCCCUCUGCAGAGCUGCCCUUUUCAACCCCGGGUUUUCCACCAUGAAUCCCAUGUUUGAUUAUGGCGAGCUAGCCGAAGAGGAUGGAGACCAGAAACCAAUUGAUUUGCAGGAGGAGAUUGUGGUACAAAAAAGGACUUUUCCUGUGAGGCUUGGCAAGUUCUGUAAAUUGAACAAUGUAUCAGGAGAGGGAGAGAGUAGCAGUAGUAACUACUUGGAUUCUAGAAGAUGUUACUCGAUGGGAUCUUAUCGAUAUGUUGUUGGUGACACGAAUCUCCGGGUUGCCUUGCCCUUGAACUGCCAAAGAAAUGGUGAUAAUAUAAAGGUUGUGAAAUCAAGAGAUCAAGAACCUUGUUGCUCACUUGAUGAAGCAGAUGGGGAGGGGAAAAGAUUAAGUAUUGGAACAAAAACUGAUAGCUUUUCUGUUUCGAAGAUUUGGCUGUGGUCGAAGAAGGGGAAGUUUGCUAGCUCUUCUAAUAACUCCCUACUGGAAAAUCCUCCUGCCAUUGAUGUGGAUUUACCAUGGAUGAAGAGAAGAGUUAGCCAGUAAAAACAAUAGUCUGAUUCCUAUAUAUGUUAUUUUGCUUGUUUAUCCAG